GCCUUCUACCUUUGGUCUAAAAGUAAUCAUCUGAAAUAGUCUAAUUUUUAAAUAAUGACGGUGCCCUUGAAGCUAUCAGUCUCUUCUGUUACGCAGCCUACGAGUUCCAUAGACAAAUGAUUACAGAAUAAGCAGUGCAAUAAGCUUUUCUACAUUGAGACACUAUUUUCUAUUAUUGUUAACAGUCAAGAAGCAGUUUGCCAACCGACUGAAGACCACAAGAAUCUAGUGCUGAUUUGUAUUGUAAUGGAGGGAUACUUCUGUAAAGUAGCUAGAAGAUCUGGGAGUAGAACAUUUAAUAUUUCUGUACUCUCCAGCCUACUAUAAUGUCAAAAAUGAGUACCAACUGGACAGCCAACCUGAGCUUUGGAGCAUCUACAGAUCCUCAUGAGCCAAGAACUGGACUCUCUAGAACAGGGCACACCAUAGUGGCUGUUUUCCUUGGAUUUAUCUUGGUAUUUGGCUUCUUGAAUAACUUGAUUGUUCUCAUACUCUUCUGCAAGUUUAAAACCCUGCGCAACCCUGUGAACAUGCUACUGCUGAACAUCAGUGCCAGUGACAUGUUAGUGUGCAUCUCUGGCACCACACUCAGUUUUGCAUCCAACAUCCACGGCAGAUGGAUUGGAGGAGAGUAUGGUUGCAUGUGGUAUGGCUUUGUCAAUUCCUGCUUUGGUAUUGUGUCCCUGAUCUCCUUGGCUAUCCUGUCUUAUGAACGCUAUAGCACCAUCACCCUAUGUAACAAACGAGGCUCUGACUAUCAGAAGGCUCUGCUAGCAGUUGGUGGUUCCUGGCUUUAUUCUCUGAUCUGGACAGUACCACCGCUCAUCGGCUGGAGCAGUUAUGGGAUUGAGGGGGCCGGCACAAGCUGUUCAGUACGUUGGACCUCCAAAUCAGCUGAGUCUGUGUCCUAUAUCAUCUGUCUCUUCAUAUUCUGCUUGGUCAUCCCUGUAAUGGUCAUGAUAUACUGCUAUGGGCGUCUCCUUUAUGCUGUUAAACAGGUUGGAAAAAUCCGGAAGAAUGCUGCCCGUAAAAGGGAAUACCAUGUUCUCUUCAUGGUGAUUACUACAAUAAUCUGUUAUCUAAUAUGCUGGAUGCCUUAUGGAGUUAUAGCACUGCUUGCAACAUUUGGUAGUCCAGGUGCAGUUUCUCCAGUAGCAUAUGUCAUACCUUCCAUCCUGGCAAAGAGCAGUACCGUAUGCAAUCCAAUUAUCUACAUACUUAUGAACAAGCAGUUUUACAAAUGCUUUCUUCUACUUUUCCACUGCUACCCUCCUUCGGCUGCUGAUGGAGAAUCCAUAUGUCAGUCUAAGGUAACCGUAAUCCAGCUGAAUCAGAAAGUGGACAGUGGAGUCACAUGUAAUAAUCAAAUACUUCCUGAAAUGGAUGGAAGAGUGCCCAGUCUGCUGAGCCCAGAGUCAAGCUUGGAGCCAACUUCAGAAGACACACCACAGAUGUUAAAGGAGAAUUCUCUCUGAUGACUAGGCACACACCUUAACCAGCGUACGCUGUUGUAUUGCCACACUACCCAGUUUACUUUAACAUUCCUAAAGGAAAUUGGUAUUUGUGGAAUAGGAAAAAAAAUAUGACAAGAACAAAAAUAGGCUUCUGUUACUAUUUCUUAAUAGCACCUAAGACUGAAAGUCACUGAAGGAAUGGUUUGAUAUGGCAGUUUUAAAACAAUACAGGUGACCUUCCAGAUAUAAGUUAAUUAUUU
This is a messenger RNA of Terrapene triunguis (Three-toed box turtle), 1714 nucleotides long. Its product is annotated as vertebrate ancient opsin-like. The record is from RefSeq and is a predicted model, not a curated record. Gene Ontology annotation, biological process: visual perception; G protein-coupled receptor signaling pathway. The coding region runs from base 327 to 1475 and encodes 382 amino acids. Lineage: Eukaryota; Metazoa; Chordata; Testudines; Emydidae. Gene Ontology annotation, molecular function: G protein-coupled receptor activity. Gene Ontology annotation, cellular component: membrane; photoreceptor outer segment. The transcript has 4 exons.